Medioppia subpectinata is the source of this 433-nucleotide messenger RNA. The record is from the annotation of a GenBank genome assembly. NCBI's taxonomy places the organism in Eukaryota, Metazoa, Arthropoda, Arachnida, Sarcoptiformes, Oppiidae.
UAACAUUAACUGACAUUUAAUACCAAGUUUUAAACAAAACAUAUGUUUUGCAAACGAUGUAUAAGAGAAAAGAUGGUGUAAUUAAUUAGUGAUUAAAAAAUUAAUUAAUUAAAUGACAAUAAAAAUGUCCAAAACAAUGAAAACACCGUUGAAAAGCAUUGUGACAAUUGUAUCAUUGAUAUCAUACCUCAACAUCAAUGGCAUCGCUGGCGGACUCUUCACGAAGAGCCCAACGGUUGAAGUGAAGACUACAUCCGGUUUUGUCAAAGGAAACCGAUUAUCCAUAUUUGAUGAGGAGAUCCAAGAGUUCUGGUCCAUACCAUACGGCGCGGCACCGGUCGGCAAAUUACGAUUCGCCAAACCCAAGCCCUACUCGGCCAAGGGCUUUCUCGGGCGAGGUACAGUGGACUCAACCAAACCAAACAGCACUUGC